This is a messenger RNA of Aureobasidium vineae, 1167 nucleotides long. The record is from the annotation of a GenBank genome assembly. Lineage: Eukaryota; Fungi; Ascomycota; Dothideomycetes; Dothideales; Saccotheciaceae.
UACGAAAUGUCUGGGACCGGACAGGAGAACGGCGAUGGCCUCUCAAGGCCAUCCAGUAAUGUCUCUGAGGUCAAGCCAAAUGUCUUGAAGACCAUCUGGCGCAACAACAAAGGCGUGUUUCUGAUUCUGCUUGCUCAAGCGACGGGAUCGACUAUGGAUGCCAUUGUCCGCUUUUUGCAGCAAGGAGGACAUGGUAUGCAUCCUUUCCAAGUCAUNUUUGCGAGAAUGAGUAUCACGGCACUACUUAGUACCAUAUAUAUGUGGUACACAAGAGUACCUGAUUUCCCGCUGGGAGCGCCUGCGAUCAGGGGAUGGUUGAUUUUGCGAGCGCUGGCAGGCUUCUUUGGAUUGUUCUGUCUAUACNNUGUAAAUUCGGUACAUUAUCUUCCACUGGCCGAGGCGACGGUCUUCCGAUUCUUGGUUCCUAUCAUUACGGCAUGGGCAUGUUCCGUAUUUCUCGGACAAAGCUUCAGUAGGACUGAAUUCUUGGCUGGAGUCAUCGCUUUGCUGGGUGUAGUCAUCAUCGCUCACCCAGCUGCCAUCUUCGGCAGAGUAGAGGAUGACAUUGAACUCCCACACCAACCAAGCAAAAUCGACCAAGUAUCUGCUGGCCAACGUCUCCUCGCCAUCUUUGUCUCUGUCAUCGGUGUGCUGGGUGCCUCUGCCGCAUACACUCUGAUCCGUGUGAUUGGCUCUCGCGCCCAUGCCCUCAUCUCGGUAAACUACUUUGCUCUGAUCAGCACUUUUGGGUCUGCAGGUGCUUUACUCGUGCUGCCUGGUAUGAGCUUUACAAUGCCUCACGGCGCACGUGAAUGGCUUCUUCUAUCCCUCCUCGGUGUCCUCGGCUUCGUGCUCCAAUUCCUGCUUACCGCUGGCUUGCAGCUGGACAGAACCUCAAAGGCCACCAGUAUGCUGUACACAGGCAUUCUAUUUGCGCUUGCUUUCGAUGCGGCCAUUUGGGGUGUCUUUCCUGGCUUUUGGUCGUGCAUUGGAGGUGCUGUUGUUAUUGCUAGUACGCUUUGGUCUGCGUUGCAGAAGUCGAAGGGAGUAGGGAAGGCAAUGGUGGCUAAGGAGGAAGUUAUUGAUGAGGAGAGUGCGCUUCUUGGGGCGCAGACUGAGGGGAGCGAGGAUGCUGUGAGGGCAGGUGCGACGAGUAACUCUGUGUAA